AUGGCUGGGGUCGUUCCGUACAAUUCCGCAUUACUGCUCAAAUACGAGGCGCACAUAAACUUGGAGCUUGCUUCUACUCGUCGCGUAAUAAUCAAGUACCUCUUUAAGUACCUCAUGAAAGGCGGUUCUCUCCAGAACGUAACCGUCACUCCCCUGGGGAAACAAGAGGAUGAGGUCGAGCAUUACGUGACGAAGAGAAUGGUGGGUGCCAGCGACGCAUGCUGGCGUCUUCUCGACUUUCCUGUGUCAAAGCUCGAGCCCACCGUUGAGUGUCUUCCCGUGCAUUUAGAGGGCAAACAAAGUGUUGUCUUUCGGCCGAGACAGCUCUCUGAUGCAGUCACUCAAGCAAGCUCCAAGCUUAUGGUCUACUUCAAUCGCCCGCACCAUGAAACUUUUGACAAUGUCCACGUACCAGACAUUUUACGAGAAGUUCAUGGUGCACACUAA
Homalodisca vitripennis (glassy-winged sharpshooter) is the source of this 447-nucleotide messenger RNA. RefSeq lists its product as uncharacterized. The record is from RefSeq and is a predicted model, not a curated record. Lineage: Eukaryota; Metazoa; Arthropoda; Insecta; Hemiptera; Cicadellidae. The transcript has a single exon. Bases 1 to 447 code for a protein of 148 amino acids.